Messenger RNA from Penicillium daleae, 927 nucleotides. RefSeq lists its product as uncharacterized. The record is from RefSeq and is a predicted model, not a curated record. Bases 1 to 927 code for a protein of 308 amino acids. The transcript has a single exon. Lineage: Eukaryota; Fungi; Ascomycota; Eurotiomycetes; Eurotiales; Aspergillaceae.
AUGAAGCCUGUGAUCACACGCUACCGACAUAAGGAGCUGCGCGCCUACCAGGUACCCAGCAGCGUAGAUAAGCCCCUAGGACCGGUAGCGACGUACCGUGUUGAGCCCAACGAAGAGGUUCAGAGUCAUGCGGCCGCCCCAAACCUCGACCGCGCAGUCUACACAACCCGCAACAAGGUGACGUGCGUCGACCAGGAUGGUGGCCUGCAGUGGUGCUACGAGCUAGAGCCUCAUACCUCCGAGCGCUUACCCAGGACCGAGUGCAUAUUCUCCCCCGAUGGAACCUGGGUUUGGCUGUAUCGGCCUGACGCGAUGAUGGAUCGUGGCCCCGACCUAUUGGUUGUUCUGCUUGCCAGGACGGGCGAGUUGGUCGCUCAGGAAGAGCUAAACACCGUCGGGCAGGGAGCCCAGUUAGUCCAACAUCCUGACGGACGUCAUAUCUUGCUAGAGGUGGGCGAGGGGCAGGAUGGGGUGAUCAUCUUCCUCGCGGAGCUCACCGACAGCAGCGGCAUAAAGAUGCACUCCUAUGGGUGGGACGACCGGACGCUGAUUGAUAUCGCACCCAACGGGCAGUUAUUUAUGACCGUCGACCACGGUCAAGAAGACGUCAUUUUUCACGAGUUUCCCAGUGGUGAGGAGGUCCUGCAGUUGCCCAUCACAGCUUUCGGUUAUGAAUAUGGUGAUUCCUUUGUGCACUGGACCGGCGGCUUUCUGAGCACCGAUAUUGCGGUUGUAGCUAUUGCAGGCGAGCUGGACGACAAAGAGUGGCACCACUAUUAUAAGGUUGACUUGCGCACUGGCGAGCCUCUUGGCCGCUUUGGGGCACAAUCCACCGAGAUCAAUGGCUUCGAAACACUUGGCGAUGGCACUUGGAUCGCCUCCGAUUCGAACGGUAACCCUGUACGCCACCUGUCAUCCAAUCACUGA